AUGGAUGACGCUUCAAAUGUCCAGAAAACACCACAUAUCAUUGGCGUUGCAAUCAAAGAUGUACAGGCACGCUCGCAGGAUAGCGACGAUCCCGCGGCCAGCUCCAGUUCCACCUCCAGCUCCGAGGAAUCUGAUUCCAGCGAGGGAGAGUCUGAGGUCGGAGCACUAGCUGCCGUCUCUGAUUCACAGGCACAGGAGAGGCCUAUUGAGGUCCAAAAUGAAACAACUGCGACAACUAAACCUCAACUUGAAUCUGCCGAAGAUCUUCCCAUCGCCGCAACAUCAAUCGCCCCCUCGGAACAGCUAUCUUGUGCUCCAGAUAAGGAAAAUGAAGUUGCUCCCAACUCGAUUAAAGAGACCAUAGAGAGAGAAGAAGUCCCCUCGGCCGAAAACUCCGACUCUGACGAGUCCAGCCAGACCGAUAAUAGCGGUGAGGGGCUCACAAACAAACCCCCAGUCUCACAGCUGGGAGGCCCUUGCAUGGAGGCGGACACCAGCAUUCACAUGCCAACAACUCCUACGACUGAUCAGGCCGUGUUUACCCAGGACAGUGGAGAAAUUGAUGAACCAGAGACUGGGGCCCCCGACGGCCAACUCAAGAUCAACACACCGCAAAGCCCAUGGUCAAAGUCUCAAUACUCUCAGUUCUUUGUCCCAGCUCCUUCAGGAUCACCGAUCGGUGACUCUGAGAAGCUCGAUCCUGAACCAUCAACCAGUCUUCAAUCACCCUGGGUAGCGAGUCAGGAUACCUUCCAGAAGGUUGCCGGAUUGAGUGAACUGGAGAGCGAUAUUGGCAGAUUCCACCCGACCUCGGAGUCCCAAGGCGGACGACAGUCUACACCAGAGAGCGAGGUUCCUUUCCAACCCUUCUCUGCAUUUAUGACACCAUCGCCCGAGCGCAGAGCUCGCAGAAUAGCACGCGCAGGUCCCAGGUUUUCAAGCGGAGGUCUCCCUAGCACUCAAGCUCUCGCAUCUGCAAUGAAGAACCCGUGGGGUAGUAGUAAAGUCAAUCGGCGGGUUUCUUGGGCACCUCUCCCCCACGAAGCUACGGCCGAUAUAGACUCAGCCUCUUCCGAAAACGAUCAAUUAUCGCCCAGCCAAAGACGGCGGCCAUCUUCGCCACCGCCCCAAGUCUCGAUCGCGGAUGUGCCACAGGAGGGAGGCGAGGAUAGGUUCCGCGACCACUUCGACGCCGUUGCUCGUCGAGCAGCCGAGCGCCCACAGCGCAUCCUCCCGACCGAGUCCCAGCAGACUGUUGGAAGCCCAGAUGCCUGCGCAAUGGCGGAGAACUUCAUUGCCUUUAACGAAAAUCAAACAUUAGGAUCCGCCAUGCAUCCCCAGAAAGGGGACUCAGCCACUCCUCGAUCACAAAGCGGUUUCGGGACAGAUAUGGACAACGAUGAUCUUUUAGAAGAUGUUUUCAACGACAUCCAGGAGCUUCUACAGCCAUGGAAUCUAGACGUUGAGCUCGAACAGGCACGCAAGGAAUCUGGAAACGACCCAGUUCCAAUGGACAUUUGGGCCCUUUAG
Molecule: messenger RNA, 1530 nt
Organism: Clonostachys solani
Lineage: Eukaryota; Fungi; Ascomycota; Sordariomycetes; Hypocreales; Bionectriaceae
Source: the annotation of a GenBank genome assembly